UAAAGGCGUAAAAAUUGUGUGCAGUGUUUUAUAUUUUGUACUUACAAAGGUCAGGUUUUUUGAUUUUGGAAAAAUCAGGUUGUUGUGACUGGAAGGUUUGUCUGCUAAUGUCUGUGCACUUACUGGCGCCAUUACGAACAUCAGAUCGAAGCCUUGUUCUGGCCACACCGCGGUGUGCGCAAACAUAAUUAAAUUGUGGUUGCACUGGAUUCUGCUAAAAUGGGACGUCUCAGUCUGCGCACGUAUUAACAACACCCUUAUCAGAAUGCAGGGGAUUGAAAUCUCAGCAACCCUCUAAAGAAGUGAGCUCCGCUAAUUGGACCUAAUGGGAAAUUGUUUAUCUCCUUUUUUAGCCAAUGGUAUAUGUUUAUCUCUGACUCGUGGUUACGCUAUCUAUCCACAGCAUCGCAUUACUCGUUGUUUGUGCCGGUAUUCCUCGAUCCCGAUCCACCCAGCAUCUCGUAUGUGUGUGAGCCUGUACAAAACAGUUUUCACUAAAGAACUGUUUGUGGAGCGGCGCGUACGCGAAACCUCUUCCUUAAUUGUCCCCUAUUAGAAGGUUAAGAGGCAGACGCGCGAGGUGCGUAAUGCGAAGCUUUACAAGACAACUGGGCGCUCAACGCGCACGGCGCGGAUCAUCACCAUUGUACAGCACAGCCUGGACCAGGAUUGCUCAUUUAAUAGUAAUCUCCUGAGAUAUGGGGCGUCAUCGCAGGACAGAGAAGCUUUAUAUAUCUAUAUAAUCACGGGAUGAACCGCGGAAUCCUGACAGCGGACGGCGUCUAUGCUGCGCAGUACUCUACAUACAGUGCUCAUUUUCGAACAUCUUUUAGGCAUAAUAACUGUGGCAGGUGUGCCAGUACAGUACAUUGUUACGUUCAGAACUGCGAAGUCAGUUUUUUCGUGGUAACAUGUAAGUGUAUGUGAGGAUGGCAUUAACUGAAAUUACGGUCAUAGUUUGAUAUUGGAUUGGAUGCUGUUUAAUCUUCCGAUACAGAUACAUAUAUACCGAGUGCAAAAAUUUCCUUGUCGCUUGAUAAGCACGCGACUGCUUGAACUUUCAAUUAACCAGCAAAAAGAAAAUCCACAAAGCGGACGCGCGCGUAGGUAAUCGCUAACCGGAAAAAGCCCAGGCUGAAUGUGUAAUGGGAAAGGCAGUGACGUCGCAUCGUUAGCGUACUGCUGGCUGGAUUGUCCCUGUGGGUCGUGCGAGACAUUCCCAGUAAAUCUCAUAAUCUAAUCGCCCCGAGAAACUGCUUUCCCAAUCAUGGAGGAAUACCCGAGUUAUUACUACAUGGCCGACAAUGCUUCGGAAUUAUUAGCCGACAGCAUCUACAAUGAGCUAAUGCACACGUACAACAAUGGUACAUUCUUGACCUUUAUUGUACUGCUACUGGGACUGGUCACGAAUUUCGGCUUCCUCUGGUUGCUGGUGCGACGACCACUGCACAAUAAUUCCCGAUUACGACCGUUUCUCAUCAACCUAGCAGUGGCCGAUCUGACAGUGUGCUUCUUUACCAUUUCCUUGGAAUUAGGGUGGCGGUUAACCAUUCGCUGGACGGCCGGCGACCUCGGCUGCCGAUUUUUCAGCACGACAAAGACCAUUGGAUUGUAUUCGGAGGCGUUUGUCGUCCUGGCCAUGUCACUGGAUCGGUGCUACGUUGUGAUGUUUCCAUUGAGGCGCACGGCGCCGGCAAAACGGCGAAGAAUUUUGCUAUCGGUAUCGUGGGCAGCAGCGGUCAUAUUCAGUUUACCACAGGGAUUUAUUUUCCAUCUGGAAUACCAUCCGGACGUCCCGGAGUUUGCCCAGUGUGUGACCUUAAAUACGUUUCCCGAUGAGCGCUACGACAAAGCCUAUGUCAUUAUCGCCAUGUUGCUGAUGUAUGUCAUACCGCUAAUUAUCAUCCUCAUUGUCAGUAUUCUCCUCUUGUGGACUAUCCGCAAGCCAGCAGCCGCUCAUAGCAGUAUAACCAACGAGAACUCCAUUUCCGGUAUAUGUUCGGACACGUACAGUACCAACGAGUCAAUUGUUGAUCAGGCGCCUUCACCAAAGUUUAUUGCCGGUCCACCGCGUGCAUCCCGGAAGACUGGUCUAUCACCGGUUCCGUCGCCUAAUAGUGUGGAUAGUAGUUCCCUGAAACCACUACGGACCCGGCUGAAUACCGGUCUGCAGUUGUGCCACUCUGACACGGUGGUGCGACGCCGAGCACGUUCGCGCACUCUUAAGCUGUCCAUUUUAAUUGUCGUGGCAUUCAUUCUCUGCUAUACACCCUACACGGCCAUGAUCACGACGGCCUUCGUCAGUGAUAGUCGCAUGGAGGAUACGUUGCAGGGUGGUGUGGACUCGCAGAUAAUGGAGGCCUUAUUAAUGCUCUCCUUGAGUUUCAGCACCAUUAUGAACCCGCUCGUGUAUGGCUGCUAUAUGCUCCAUACUCGUCGCUGUCACUUAAAACCGUGGUGGAAAAAAUGCUUGCAACGGCGCGCGCAUGUGGUGUAAUCACUUAACUGAGUUGCUCGUGCGACCUUUUGUUGUAGCUGUGUCGAUUUUUUUGUGGCGACAUCGUCUUACCUUUGAUAAAACGUCAGAGUUGUUUGAUAUAUUUCCAAAAACACCGACUUAAUAGUGUUUUUCUGAGUGGCUAGAAAUUAUUAUCAUUACUAUAUUAUUACAUCAAAAUGAUACCUACUACAGUUAUUUUUUCAUGCAUACGUGGAUACAAUAAUCUGGUGAUCUUGGCAUUGAACUUCUUAUGCACUGAAU
Paramacrobiotus metropolitanus is the source of this 2761-nucleotide messenger RNA. RefSeq names its product adipokinetic hormone/corazonin-related peptide receptor variant I-like. The record is from RefSeq and is a predicted model, not a curated record. NCBI's taxonomy places the organism in Eukaryota, Metazoa, Tardigrada, Eutardigrada, Parachela, Macrobiotidae. The coding region runs from base 1268 to 2497 and encodes 409 amino acids. Gene Ontology annotation, molecular function: G protein-coupled receptor activity; peptide binding. The transcript is spliced from 2 exons. Gene Ontology annotation, biological process: G protein-coupled receptor signaling pathway. Gene Ontology annotation, cellular component: membrane.